GGUAGUUCCCAUUACAACGUUCGACUCCUCUUUUGUUUUUGUUGUUGUGUCAACCCACCAUUUCUACGUGCUCAGUACUUUUCGGCUAAAUCCCGCUCUUCUUCUGCCAUUCUUGUUUUUUCACUUUAUUUUCUUCACUCAAAACCCCAAAGAAAAGAAAGAAAAAAAAGGAACUUUUAAUUCGAACCCAAACGAUGAAGUAACAUAACUCAGUCACUUGCUUCCUAGAAAACGACGUCGUUUAAGGCGAUUUCAGAGGCAGAUGUUCACUGAGGGUCUUGAUAACAACGCCCUCAAGUGGGUUAGAGAGGGUUCUGGGCAGCAGACAAAGGAAAUUCCUUACUCUAUUUCAAGCCAAAGAUCAAGAAUUGAUCCUAUUGGCAGCAUGAGAAAUGGCAGCCGCAAUGUUGGACUUCCACCACCUUCCAAAUUCCGUAGUGGCCAUUUAUCAGGAGUUAUUCCGGUAUCUAGAGUUAUUCCUGGAGAUUUAGAUGAAAGUGCAUCAGCUUCUGAUAAUGACAUGAUCACUGACUCGGAAGAGGAGGUUUAUGGGGGAAGAUACUCACUGGAUUCAUCACCACACGAUGAUAGAAUUCCUAGCACUACUGCAGCCACUCAAAGAUAUUACAAUCUCCCACAAAGGCGUGCUGCUGCGCUGUAUGCAAGUGACAGUGUGUACUCUGAUGAUGUUAGUUCGUCGAUGGAGACGUUGGGGAGAGGUCGUGGAUAUGUGGCCGAUAGAUUGAUGAGAGGAGCUAAUAGAUAUCCAAUUGGAAGUAGUGUUUAUACUGAGGAGGAAUCUUCUGAUUCUGCUGCAAGCUCUGAGUUUUCCUCGACUCAAGUUGGGACCAAUAAUGGAACCGUUCCACGAUCAACAAAUUAUGCAUCUGAGGGGUAUGCUUCCAGCAUUCCGUCAAGAUUGAAUACAGGAAACAAGACUCAGAAGGAUAUGACCUCUGGGAAUUUACAGAAGAAGGCCGCUUCUGAUGAAGAGGUUCCCAGUGCACCUCCAUUUUGUAGUUCUGCUGCCGAAAUCAAAGAAGUUGAUGAACGGGUCCCUGCCUCUAGUACAGUUAAUGUGCAAUCUACAGCAGAAGGUAGUGGUCUCUCAACUAAGGCAAAUAGUUACAUUCCUUCUGGCUUAAAUGACCAGGUCAAAGUUCCAAAUCAUUCUGACUCACCUGUGAGGACGACUGCUGCUGCUGUAGAAAGUGGAGGACCUUCGGGUUCUUAUCCUGCUCGCCUUCCAACUUUUCAUGCCAGUGCACUAGGGCCAUGGCAUCGUGUGCUUGCUUAUGAUGCGUGUGUUAGGCUUUGCCUGCAUGCUUGGGCUAAGGGUUGCUUGGAAGCUCCGAUGUUCUUGGAGAGUGAAUGUGCUCUCCUAAGGAAUGCGUUUAGGUUACAACAAGUUCUAUUACAAUCAGAGGAGGAAUUAAUGGCAAAUCGCUCUUCAGAGCUUCCUAAGGAGGCGGCUGCCGCAAAACCUAAGCAAAUGGUUGGAAAGAUGAAGAUCCAAGUUAGGAAGGUUAAAAUGGGCCUGGACCCACCUACUGGCUGCAGUUUUUCUUCCUUGAAAACACCAACAAUAAAGAUGGAAUCUGUUAGAUAUCACCUAUCAAAUUUGCGGUCAACAUUCUCUUCAGGAUGGCAAGCAGUUCGCAAAGUCCGUUUUGCUCCUCGUAUGCCUGCAAAUGGUUCAUUCUCGCGCCAGAGUUUGGCAUAUAUGCAGGCGAGCACCCAAUAUAUAAAGCAAGUUUCUGGACUCCUGAAAAUUGGUGUGACAUCUCUACGCAGCAGUCCAUCGUCUUAUGAAGUUUUUCAAGAGACAUACUAUUGUUUAUUACGACUAAAAAGUUCAAUGGAAGAGGAUGCUAUAAAAAUGCAACCUGGAUCAGGCGAAACCCACAUUUUCUUUCCAGAUAGUUUUGGAGAUGACCUAAUUGUUGAAGUCCUGGAUUCCAAUGGAAAGCAUUAUGGCCGUGUCCUUGCUCAAGUCGCCACCAUUGCUGAAGAACCGGGUGAGAAACUUCGAUGGUGGUCUGUCUAUCGUGAACCAGAGCACGAGUUUGUUGGCAAAGUACAACUCUUUAUAAAUUACUCAGCUACAUUUGAUGAAAAUAGUCAUCUUAAGUGUGGUUCGGUUGCAGAAACUGUUGCUUAUGACCUAGCACUUGAAGUUGCAAUGAAGAUUCAGCAAUUCCAACAAAGAAACUUGACACUACAUGGUCCUUGGAAAUGGUUACUCACUGAGUUUGCAUCAUACUAUGGAGUUUCUGAUGCAUAUACUAGAUUAAGGUACCUUUCAUAUGUCAUGGAUGUCGCAACACCAACUGCUGAUUGUCUUACAAUUGUGCAUGAUCUUUUGUUGCCUGUAAUAAUGAAGGGCCGUUCUAAGAGCACCCUCAGUCAUCAAGAGAAUCGUAUUUUGGGGGAAGUUGAGGACCAGAUUGAACAGAUCUUUGCGAUGGUUUUUGAAAACUACAAGUCAUUGGAUGAGUCAACACCAUCAGGGAUAAUGGAUGUU
Nicotiana tabacum (common tobacco) is the source of this 2524-nucleotide messenger RNA. Lineage: Eukaryota; Viridiplantae; Streptophyta; Magnoliopsida; Solanales; Solanaceae. The record is from RefSeq and is a predicted model, not a curated record.